ACUUCCGCAUGGGCUGGGACCGUCUGGGAACCCUGGGAACCCACCAUAGUAAACAACAUUUAAUUAUUCUGCAACGGGUUACAUUUACAUUUGGAAGAGUGUAGCGAGCAUUAGGACCCACAGACGGAGGACCCCUGGAAAUGAAAGCUGACUUGAUUCUUCUUCCUGUUUUAUCAAGAGACUUGAAAAUUGAGCAGGUAUACCAGCCAUGGCAUCACACGUGGAGCUUCUCUUAGGAGUUCUCCUGGACCUGGCAAAUGAUGAGUUCAAGCACUUCCAGUGGUUCCUAAGGCAGGCUGGCGUCGUAGAAGGCUUCCAGGCUAUCCCGAAGAGCUGGCUGGAGGAGGCUGACAGGCAGGACACGGUGGAUAAGAUGGUGCAGACCUACAGCCUCCCUGGAGCACUGCGCAUCUCAGUGGAAGUUCUGAAGAAGAUCGGCAGGAAUGAUUUAGUGGAGCAGAUUUCAGAAAGUGGUCCUAAGUCCCACAAGUCUGCCACUGAUGCUGGAGAGAACGCAGGAGUUUUGCCCAUUCAAACCGUUCCUUCAGUUCUCCAUAAUCCUCUCACCUCUGGACCUGAAGCUGAAGAGUUCUUGGUGAAAGGACCAAUGCCUCCACAACCCAUCACGUCGUACCAACGCUUACUCCGGUCAAACCUCCAGAACAAGUUUAUGUGUAUACGAGAGGGGUCAUCUAGGCAAAAUGACAAGAAACUUUUGGACGAUAUCUACACUGAGCUCUACAUCAUAGAUGGAAAUGAUGUAGAUGUAAACAGGCAGCAUGAGGUCAGGCGCAUUGAGAUGACGCUGAGAAAAACAGGAGCAACCGAGAGACCGAUCCAGCACAAUGACAUUUUCAAACACCCUUCAGGUGAAAAAACACCUGUGAGAACAGUUCUGACUAAUGGGAUCGCAGGAAUUGGGAAGACAUUUCUGGUGCAUAAGUUCAUCCUGGACUGGGCUGAGGGACGAGCCAAUCAGGACGUGCAUCUCACAUUCCCUUUCACCUUCCGCCAGCUGAAUUUACUGAAGGGGAAAAAGUUUUGUUUUGCUGAGCUCAUUCACAAAUGUAUCAGGGAAAGCCGAGACAUCAACGUGAAGGCACUUAAUUACAUUUUUGCAAAGCUGCAGGAUUCAGGAAACACCAACUAUGACAAGAGCCCAUUUAAACUUCUUUUUGUGCUCGAUGGUUUGGACGAAAGCCGCCUACAUCUUGACUUCAGCUACGCCGUCGAUAGCGAAUGCUCUGUGGACGAGCGACUAUCCGUGGGUGAACUGCUGGCCCACCUCAUCAAGGGGAGGCUGCUCCCCGCUGCUAGACUCUGGAUAACCACACGACCAGCAGCAGCCAACCAAAUUCCUGUUGACUUUGUUGACAUCGUGACAGAAGUGAGAGGGUUCACGGACCCACAAAAGGAGGAGUAUUUCAGGAAGAGAUUCAGAGAUGAGCAGCUGUGUGGCACAGUCAUCUCCCACGUUAAGGCCUCGCGAAGCCUCCACAUCAUGUGCCACAUUCCAGUCUUCUGCUGGAUCACUUCUACAGUUCUGAUGCAAAUGUUAGGAGAAAAAGAAAGACAUAAAAUUCCUCAGACUCUGACCGAGAUGUAUACGAGAUUCUUGGUGUUUCAGAUCAAACAGACGGAAGUGAAGUACGACAUGAGCAAGGACAUCAAAAUCAUCAAGUCACUUGCAAAGCUGGCUUUCCAUCAGUUGGAGAAAGGUAAUCUGAUUUUCUAUGAGACAGAUUUGAAGAACAGUGGCAUUCACCUUAGCGAAGCAUCUGUCUACUCGGGAGUGUUCACGCAAAUCUUCAAAGAAGAAGACGGGCUGUGUGAAGACAAGAUGUUUUGCUUCGUCCAUAUGAGCAUUCAGGAGUUUCUGGCAGCACUUUUUGUCACAAUGUCAGCCUUUAAUGACGGCAAAAAUGUGAUGGCCCAACCACAAACACUUAUCCAGCAGAUGCAUAACCUUAUCAGGAAAGCGUCUACAACUCAAGUCUGUAAGAAAGCUGUGGAUAAAGCCCUGCAGAGUCCAAAUGGACACCUAGACUUAUUCCUCAGAUUCCUUGUGGGGCUUUCUUGGAAGUCAAAUCAGGAUCUCUUACAAGGCCUUUUGAAACAAAAAAGAGGCAGCCCAGAGUCCAACCAGGAAGUUGUGAAAUACAUCCAAAAGAAAAUCAGGGAGAAUCCAUCACCAGAGAGAUGCAUUAACCUGUUCCACUGUCUGAGUGAACUGAAGGACUCUUCACUAGUAGAUGAGAUCCAACAGUACCUGAGGACAGAAACUCUCUCAAGGGCCCACCUCUCUCCUGCUCAGUGGUCAGCCUUGGUCUAUGUGGUGCUGUCAUCUGAAAAAGACCUGGAUGUGUUUGACCUGAAGACAUACUCGAAAUCAGAGGAGGUUCUUAUGAGAAUGCUGCCAUUGGUUAAAAUCUCAAGAAUAGCACUACUGGACCAAUCUCAGCUCUCACGCCUGUCUUGUGAAGCUCUGGCUCCCAUUCUUGUCUCAGAGUCCUCCAGCAUGAGAGAGCUGGACUUGAGUUACAACAGCUUGCAGGAUUCAGGAGUGAAGCAGCUCUCUGCUGGAUUGGGAAGCCCGCAGUGUAAACUGGAAAUUCUCAGGUUGUCAAGCUGUGAGGUUUCCGAAGGGGGAUGCAUUUCUUUGGCCUCAGCCCUGAGCUUCAGCCCCUCCCACGGAAAAGAGCCAGACCUGAGCAACCGUCCUCCAAGAAAUCCAAAAGUGAAGACGGCAUUUAGAAAAGAGAGAUCGAUGUCUUAUCAAAAUGAUGCUCCGUGGUCAUUUAAAGUAUCAAGAUGCUGUGAGCCAACAAAGGGCCGGUAUUCCAGCCUGAGAGAAAUGGAUCUCAGUAACAAUAACCUGCACAAUGGAGGAGUGAAGCAUCUGUCUAAAGGACUUCAAAGUGUACACUGUCGACUGGAGAGUCUCAGGCUCAGUUGUUGUAGCUUGUCACAUAUAGGCUGCGGACAUCUGGCCUCACCUUUACUGUCCGACUCCUCCAGCCUGAGAAAACUGGACCUGAGCAACAAUGAUUUGUGGGAUUCGGGAGUUCAGCUCCUGUGUGUUGGGCUGCAAAGCCCAAACUGUAGACUGGAAACACUCAGGUUGUCGGGGUGCCUGGUUACAGAGAAAGGCUGUGCUUCUCUUGCCUCAGCUUUGAGCUGCAACCCCUCACACCUGAGAGAGCUGGACCUGAGCUACAACCAUCCAGGAGACUCAGGGGUGAAGCUGCUCUCUGCUGGACUUGAGGAUCCACGGUGGAGACUGGACACUCUCAGUGUUGAUCAUUGUGGAGCAUGCCGGAUUGUACCUGGGCUCAGAAAAUAUGCUUGUGACCUCCUACUAGACCCCAACACAGCAAACAAGAAAUUCCUACUGUCGCAAGGUGAUAAACAAGUGACAAUGGUGUUAAAGAUGCAGUCAUAUCCCGAUCACCCAGACAGGUUUGAAUUCAGGCACCAGGUUCUAUGUAAGAAUGGUGUCACUGAGCGCUGCUACUGGGAGGUGGAGUGGAAGGGACCAAUAAGUGUUGGAGUGGUGUACAAAUCAUUCGGGAGGAAAGGACGGGAGGAUGACUCCUUGCUCGGGUGGAACGACAAGUCCUGGGCUUUCGACUGCAACAGGAACAUUGCUUUGCACAGCGGAGAGAAGACACCCACAGCUGCAGUGUCUAGUUCCAACAGAGUGGCUGUGUAUCUGGACUGGCCUGCUGGCACUCUGUCCUUCUACACGCUCUGUUCUGGCAUAACGAUCCACAUCCACACCUUCCACUGCAGAUUCACUGAACCGCUCUACCCUGCACUGAGGGUUCUUGGCACUUAUUCUCAUGCAUUGUUAUGCACAUGUUAGAGACAAUCUCUAUAUUGUUGAAAAUCUGCUCACAUGUAAAGAGUCAGUAACGAUGUGCAGCUUGUGUGUGACCCAUAUUUUACCCUUGAUGGGCAGCCUACUACAUGAACAUGUUAUUUGGUUUUAUUCUAUGUGUGCUGGACAAGUGUAUGUCUGUCAUCCGGAAUGAAUCAUCCACAAACCAUGCAGGCUUCUGCAAGUGAGAGCUGUUAUUUGUCUUGUUGUUUGAUUAAGCUGCUGUACUAAUGUGAAAGUACUGUAAAUAAUACAAACAUAGAUUAUUUUGUAAUGAAUAUUUAAUACCAUGACUUUAUAUUCUGAGUGGAUCCAGAGCUUAGUAUUAUUAUUUUUUUGCUAAUAUCUGGCAACAAUUUGUCAUGAAAUGAAGUGUAUGUAUGAAACAGCCUCAAACACAAAGCUAAGGGCAUUAGCAUCUAACUAAUAAGGGUUGAUAAAUGAUCUUAUAUAGCGAUUUUCUACCUACUCAAAGGUAUUCAAAGCAGUCAGAGACACAUCCACAUUCAGUGUCUUGCUCAAGGACACUUCGGCAUAUGGGACACUCGGGGGAUCGAACCGCUGACCCUUCAUGGACAACCCACUCUACCUACUGAGCCAUAGCUACUGAGCCGCAGUAUCUCAUGUCAUUAUUGUAUCAGCUGAAAAUCCUUAUGGUAUAAUGUUCAGUUAUAGAUACAGACUGUGAUUAAAAAAAAAACACGGAUAUGCAAGUGUCACCACGAAUAUGAGUAUUUACCAUUACUUUCUAAUGAAUAAAAUAAAAUGCUUUUUUAG
Messenger RNA from Mugil cephalus (flathead mullet), 4657 nucleotides. RefSeq names its product NACHT, LRR and PYD domains-containing protein 3-like. The coding region runs from base 209 to 3865 and encodes 1218 amino acids. Lineage: Eukaryota; Metazoa; Chordata; Actinopteri; Mugiliformes; Mugilidae. The transcript is spliced from 11 exons. The record is from RefSeq and is a predicted model, not a curated record. Gene Ontology annotation, molecular function: protein binding.